This is a messenger RNA of Batrachochytrium dendrobatidis JAM81, 855 nucleotides long. RefSeq lists its product as uncharacterized. The transcript is spliced from 2 exons. The coding region runs from base 1 to 855 and encodes 284 amino acids. The record is from RefSeq and is a predicted model, not a curated record. NCBI's taxonomy places the organism in Eukaryota, Fungi, Chytridiomycota, Chytridiomycetes, Rhizophydiales.
AUGAGUAUUGACGACAAGAACGAGGUUUUGAUAAGUUCUUGCAUAAUGGCUGGCUCCAUACAAGAAGAGUCAGAUCGUGAUGGUGCAUGCGACAAAGGCUUACUAGCCCAUUUGGACAACAUGCAGAUUCAAGUUUACAUUACCGCAACAUUAGGAAUUACUUGCGCUAUUGCGCUUCACAAUGCAAUGCCAUCAACUAUUCCUACAACGGCCUUGAAGAAUCGGGAUUCGAUGCCAAUAAAAUCUCGACCAAUAUCUACAAGUAUUCCACAGCAUCCGAUAUCCAUCAAAAAAUUACGCACACUUGUCAACAUUCAAACAGUGUUGACCGUCUUGAUUCAAUCAGGAAUUCACCACUACAUUUUUACUCCAUUUACAUUUAAUCCCCAUGAUAUGUUGUUCAGUUCUACGAGUACCGAUACGCUGAUGUCUGUUCCAGAAAAUGAAUUAAAAGAUGCACAUCGUGUAUCGGUGCCUUCAUCGCAGUUUUUGAAACAUGCGUGGAAUCAUAUGGCACUCAUGCAACGAUCAUGUCGAAAAGGAUCAACUAUCGAACCCUGUUUGCCUUAUCGAAGCAUCAAAGUAGAUCAACCCAAUUUUAAAUCCAUUGUAGUCGAGCCAAAAUCGCCAAUGAAUGUUCCAACAGAACCUCAGUAUCGUACAGUUGAAACCCAUGGCCAUUCGAGUACGUCUUGUGAUGAUUCUAAUCAACACAACGCUACACGGGUAAGAUCAAUGAAUAACCCUCUUCAAAGCAAUUCAGCAAGUAUGAUCUUGAAUGAUCUUACCAAUACCAUUGCAAUUACAAGUAUCCGAUUAGGAAUGGUUGUAGUGACUGCUUUUUUCAUAUUGUAA